AGUGCAAUCAUAUCAAACAUAAAAACCAAAUUAAUCCAAGGUCAUGAUUAAUUUGGUUUUUUUCUAUCAUUAAUAAAGAAGUGCAAUCAUUCUCACAUUCAUAUUCAAUUUUUUAUACAAACAUGGCCCUAAAUUAUUCCACCUCCCAUCUUUUAUGUAAAGGAACAACUGCCAUAAUUUCAAGAUGUUUUAGUUUACACAAAUUGCCAGAAACUCAUAAGAUACUUCAAAAGACUUGUAGGGAUUUUGCAGAAAAGGAACUUAAGCCCAUAGCUUCUCUAUUAGAUAGAGAGCAUAAAUUUCCAGAAAAGCAAAUCAAGAAAUUAGCUGAACUAGGUAUUCUAGGUAUAUGUGUAUCUAAAGAAUAUGGAGGUUCUGGUUAUGAUGGUCUAGGUAUGGCUGUAGCUGUUGAAGAAAUAUCCAAAGGAUGUGCUGGUACAGGAGCAAUAGUUUCAAUCCAUAACUGUUUAUAUGCCAGUCUGGUGGACAGAUUAGGGACUCCAGAUCAGAAAGAGCAAUAUUUAAGAGCUUUUACUAAAGGAACAUUGGGAUGUUUUGCACUAAGUGAGCCAGAUGCUGGAAGUGAUGUAGGAGCAAUGUCAUGCACAGCAGAUAAGGAUGGAGACCAUUAUAUAUUGAAUGGAAAUAAAUCAUGGGUAACAAGUGGUUUACAAGGAAAGGCUGCUGUUGUAUUUGCUACUGUAGAUAAAGCAUUAAAACACAAAGGUAUUACAGCAUUUAUAGUUCCUAUCCCAAGCCAAGGACUGACAUUAGGCAAAAAAGAAGAUAAAUUAGGCAUUAGAGCAUCCUCAACAUGUAAUUUAAUUUUGGAAGAUGUUAAAGUACCCAAAGAAAAUAUUUUAGGUUCUAUUGGUGGCGGUUUCAGAAUUGCAAUGGAACAACUGGACAGAGCUCGAGUUGGAAUUGCAGCUCAGGCUGUUGGAAUUGGACAAGCUGCUCUGGACUUGGCUGCAUGUUAUUCGCUGCAGAGGAAAGCUUUCGGGAAGACAAUUAGCGAAUUAGAUGCUGUGAAGUUGCGCCUGGGAGAGAUGGCUCUUCGCUUGGAAUCAGCAAGACUUCUGGUGUGGAAAGCAGCAGUGCUUUGUGAUGAUCCUUCCAGAACCACCAAAGAAACUUCGAUGGCCAAACUAGCUGCUAGCGAAGCUGCCACUUUCAUAACUCACGGUGCUAUCCAAGUUCUCGGCGGGAUGGGAUAUGUGUCGGAUAUGCCAGCUGAGAGACAUUACAGAGAUGCCAGAAUCACUGAGAUAUACGGAGGUGUUAACGAUAUUCAUAGAAUGUUGGUGGGGAGCUCAGUGGUUAAAGAAUACGAAGUUAUACAAUAAUAUUUUGCUUAUAUACAAAUCUGAAAUUUAUUAAAUUUAUUUUUGUUAUGGAUUGAUGUUAUUUGUUAUAGAAUAUAUUUUUAAUAAUU
Diabrotica balteata is the source of this 1435-nucleotide messenger RNA. The record is from the annotation of a GenBank genome assembly. Lineage: Eukaryota; Metazoa; Arthropoda; Insecta; Coleoptera; Chrysomelidae.